AUGCCAGGUAUAAAGAAGAAGUCUUCAUUAAGAGAUAAGUCAAAUAGUAGAAAGGCACAUUUAUCAUCUAAAAUAUCAGAAUUUAGAAAUGAUACUACACCUAAUGAUGACACUUAUCAUGAAAAUCCAAUGUUAAAAUUAGCCAAAACAACCAAGAAAGAGAAACAGCAAAAUAAAUCAGAUAAAUUUAUAAAUCAUUUAAUGAAUAAAAGUACUUUUAACACUUCUGGAACUAUAAGUAAAUCAGCAUUAAGAAGAAAGAAGAGAAAAGAAAAAGAACAAUUGAAACCUAAAAUGAAUGAAUUAUUAAUGAAUUUACCUACAGAUGGUAAUGAAAUAAAUGAACAAGAUAAAGUUACCAAAAUAGUGAGACCUAAUUCUACAGAAUAUAUAAAGUCAUCUAAAUUGAAUUUAAAUAGACCAAAUCCUACAAAAUCUACAGGUUUGAAACAAAUUAUGAAAGAAGAACAUAAAAAUUUUAAUAAUGUAUUGACAAAUCCAGACUUCAGAGCAUCACCAUUCGAUGCAUUGAAAAAUGCAAUUAAACAAAACAUGAAAUAA
Messenger RNA from Insectozyma verbasci, 561 nucleotides. NCBI's taxonomy places the organism in Eukaryota, Fungi, Ascomycota, Pichiomycetes, Serinales, Debaryomycetaceae. The record is from the annotation of a GenBank genome assembly.